Suillus plorans is the source of this 1230-nucleotide messenger RNA. RefSeq lists its product as uncharacterized. Bases 1 to 1230 code for a protein of 409 amino acids. The transcript is spliced from 7 exons. The record is from RefSeq and is a predicted model, not a curated record. Gene Ontology annotation, molecular function: 2-oxoglutarate-dependent dioxygenase activity. Gene Ontology annotation, cellular component: cytoplasm. NCBI's taxonomy places the organism in Eukaryota, Fungi, Basidiomycota, Agaricomycetes, Boletales, Suillaceae.
AUGGCACCGGUAGCUAUCAGCGAGGAAAGCGGCAAUGCAACUAUCGGCAGUGUUGCGGAGUUGAAGAAAGCUCAAGCCAAUAAGCCAACAGAGGACACUCAGUUAUUCAAUCCCUUCUUCUCGCCCACUGUGGAGACCGAGAACGACGACUACCAAUAUGCCAAGUACAAGCCCCAAUUCCCUGUUGUGGAGUGGGAACCGCUCACAGAAAUCGAGGUCACCGACCGCGGCCACUUUGCAGACCCAAGCAAGACUGCUCUCUUCAGUGCUGCACAGAAAGUGAAACACCUCACACCCGCCAUUGGCACAGAACUCGUUGGUAUCGACCUCCGCCAACUAACGAAUCAGCAAAAGGACGAACUCGCCCUUCUUGUUGCGGAGAGAGGCGUUGUUUUCUUCCGAGACCAGGAGCUCAGUAUCCACGAGCAGCUCGACGUUGGUAGAUACUUUGGACCCCUUCACAAGCAUGCAUCGACCCCCAUCCCUCGAGAACCGGGACUUGAGGAGGUCCAUGUCGUUUACAAUGACGCUGCACAACGUCCUGAUGCUAGCGGGUUUUCGAAGAUCGAGCUGUGGCACAGCGAUGUGACAUAUGAGGUCCAACCGCCAAGUACCACGUCUUUGAAGGUGAUUACUGGUCCCGAGUAUGGCGGUGACACGCUCUGGAGCUCUGGUUAUGCUCUUUAUUCCUCCCUCAGUCCAGGCAUGCAGGUAUACCUCGAGGGUCUUACGGCUCUGCACAGCGCCGUCGCGCAAGCGGAUGGAUAUCGCGCAGCUGGCCUCCACGUCCGUCGCGAACCUGUCGAAAGCGUACAUCCUGUCGUUCGCGUCCAUCCAGUGACCGGCUGGAAGAGCGUUUAUGUCAACCCUGGCUUUACUCUUCGCAUACUCGGCGUUCCCAAACCCGAAUCCGACACCAUUCUCAAUUUCUUGUUCCACCAGAUCGCCGAUAAUGUCGACUUCCACGUGCGCUUCCACUGGGAGCCGAAUUCAGUCGCAUUUUGGGAUAACAGGAUUGUGACUCACACCGCAACUUUCGAUUUCUGGCCUCACACUCGCCAUGCGCUCAGAGUUACGCCUCGUGGCGAGAAACCCGAGUCUGUUGAAGACUACGAGAGCCGGACAGGUAAAGUGGCGAAAGAUCGCCAGAUUGAGAUCUGGAAGGAGCAGGGAGUUGAGAUUCCACAGUCGAAGAAGGGUCUGUCUCGGGCACGCGGAUAUAAUGACUGA